AUGUGCCGCAAAGAGAUCUACUUCAACACUUACGCGGAUGGGGAUGAGGUUGUUACCGAGAAGAUGUACCCUUGUCGGGAUGGACACCGAUGUUCUCGGCCUGAUGUCCGCACCUACAACCGCAAAUUUCCAUUCUCUAGGCUAAGCAAUCUGGGUUCUGAGUCCCACCGAAGCCUUUCAGAACGCAUUCCAACUCCUUACUUCCCAGACUAUGUUUCCAGCUCAAAGUCUUCAUCUUCUCGCCGGCGGAACUCAGAAGUGUACUCGAAAGGAGUCAAGUCGAAUAAGCACUACGACUACGACGACCCGUAUAUCCUCCUUGACCCCUACGACUAUCAACGUUCCUCUCGUCGCGAGCGCGACCGCUACGAGAAGGAAUCCUCCAAGUCCAAGCAUUCCUCCAGCACACCGCUUAUUGUCUACAAGGACCGCGACUCUCGGUCACGCUCUAAAGGCCGUGAAUACUCCGACGAUAUCUCCAUCGGCCUAGCAGACGACUACGACCGUCGCCGUUCCCGCGAUGAUUCGCGCGACGGCAGCGACUCCCGCCACCGGCGCCGCAACAGUGUGGAUAUACCCGACUAUGUGUUUGUGGAGGAGAGCUCCCGUCCCCGCGAGCGCAGGCGCAUGUCCAUGUCCAGCUACCCUGAGCCGACCGGUUCCCGCAGCCGGACGGGCCUGAACGCGUACGCAUAUACCGAACCGCUGCGCCGGUCGUCAACUGUUAUUCACCAUAGCGAUGGUUCCUUGUCUAAGCCUAAACAGCUGCGUUGGGAGGACGAGGUGCGUGCCAAGCGGGCGAAGCAGAAUGCUGAGAUUGCCAGCCGCCCUGCGCUAGUGUCUAGCAGUGGAGAGCCGUUGAAGGGUAUCUUGAAGAGGAGCAACAGCGACUCGUACAGGACGUCGUCGAAGGGAAAGGAUAGGGACUGGGAUGACAUUGCGGAAUUGAGGGGGGCUGUGGAGAGGAUGGAACUGUCUAGAGGGCGGGACAGGAAGAGUAAGGUUUUGGGAGAGGAUUGGGGAGGGUUUAGUCAUUUUGAUGACGAUUAUGGAGAGAAGAGGAGGAAGAGAGGGCGGUGGGAUGAGAACUAUUGGUACUAG
Messenger RNA from Thermochaetoides thermophila DSM 1495, 1101 nucleotides. RefSeq lists its product as uncharacterized. NCBI's taxonomy places the organism in Eukaryota, Fungi, Ascomycota, Sordariomycetes, Sordariales, Chaetomiaceae. The coding region runs from base 1 to 1101 and encodes 366 amino acids. The record is from RefSeq and is a predicted model, not a curated record. The transcript has a single exon.